This is a messenger RNA of Andrographis paniculata, 1927 nucleotides long. RefSeq names its product protein trichome birefringence-like 3. Gene Ontology annotation, cellular component: Golgi apparatus. The coding region runs from base 340 to 1725 and encodes 461 amino acids. The record is from RefSeq and is a predicted model, not a curated record. Gene Ontology annotation, molecular function: O-acetyltransferase activity. The transcript has 4 exons. NCBI's taxonomy places the organism in Eukaryota, Viridiplantae, Streptophyta, Magnoliopsida, Lamiales, Acanthaceae.
CAUACAGUAUGGUGAAUGUGUUUGAGUUUGUGUUUGUAAAGAGAGGAUAAGGGGCCCGGAUCGGAGGAGAUAUUUGGAACAUACAUAUAUACAGAUAUAUCCAUAUGCAUAUGCAUAUCGUGGAGAUAUGAAUAAAUAAUAGUACAUUGAUAAAUCAUAGGUUGCUUUGCCUUGAAUCCUACUCAACAAACACCACAUAAAAAUAACCUGCAAGCUUGAUUGCUUCCUUUCCUUUUGAUUGUUGUCCUCAUCAUUCUGUUUUUGGAAUUGGAGGGCUAUAUUGCUGCUUCUUGGUCCUGCCCUUGGUUCUUGUGUACAGGGCAGGGCGUGAUCUUUUCUAUGCUUAUGGGGACGCCCAAGGGCUUAAGAGGAAGGGUACCCCUGUCCCUGCUGGCCCUCGUAACCUGCGCCCUGGCCUUUCUGGUGCUCCUGCUCACCGAGAGAAUCAGUUACCUGUCUUCCGGCAGCAUUUUCAGGUUCAAGACGUCCUGCACCAGAACAAGGAGGCCGGCCAACACUGCUGCUGUUAGAGGUAGAGGUAGAGGUAGAAAUGCGAGCAUCAGCAGCGACGCGACAGAUGACCGGUUCCUGUUUGAUCCGGAGGAGUGCACGCUUGAUCAGGGAAAAUGGGUGUUCAAUGGGUCCAUGAAGCCGCCGUACACAGACAGGACGUGCCCGUACCUGGACAGGCAGGUUUCCUGCGUCAAGAAUGGGAAGGUGGACUUGGAGUACCAGAAGUGGGAAUGGCGGCCGGACGACUGCAUGCUGCCCAGAUUUGAUCCCAAGAAAGCUCUGCAAUCGAUACAGGGGAAGAGGCUGAUGUUCGUGGGAGACUCGCUGCAGAGGGGGCAGUGGCAGUCCUUCGUGUGCCUUGUGGAAUCUGUAAUCCCAAGCGAGCACAAGUCCAUGAAACGAGGGCGCAUGCAUACGGUCUUCACAGCCAAGGAGUACAACGCAAGCAUCGAGUUCUACUGGGCGCCCUUCCUGGUGGAGUCCAACUCGGACGUGCGCAUCAUAGCCGACCCCAAGAAGAGAAUCCUCAAGGUGGACUCGGUUGCCAAGCACGCCCUGCACUGGACGGGGGUCGACAUCCUCGUCUUCAAUACGUACGUCUGGUGGAUGAGUGGCCUCAGAAUCAAGUCGCUGUGGGGGUCGUUCGCCAACGGGGCACAGGGAUAUCAAGAACUAGAGGCGGCGGUGUCGUACACCCUGGGGCUCAAGACGUGGGCCAACUGGAUCGACUCAAACAUCGAGGCGAGCAGGACGAGGGUGUUCUUCACCACCAUGUCGCCCACGCACCAGAGGAGCGCCGACUGGGGCAACGAGAGAGGGAUCAAGUGCUUCAACGAGUCGAAGCCCAUCGCCCGGAAGUGGCACUGGGGGACGGGCUCCGACCGCAGGAUCAUGGGCGCGGUGCGGAGCGUGCUGUCCCGGAUGGCCACCCCGGUCACCCUCCUCAACAUAACCCAGCUCUCCGAGUACCGGGUCGACGCCCACUCCUCGAUCUACACCGAAUCCGGGGGCAGGCUGCUCACCCCCGAGGAGAAGCUGGACCCGCUGCGCUACGCCGACUGCAUCCACUGGUGCAUCCCCGGCGUCCCCGACACCUGGAACCGCAUGCUUUAUGCGCAUCUCUUGCACCCCCCCAAACCCAUUUUACCCAAUCAUCCGAUCAGGAACUCCAAUGCAACCGAAACGAAUCGAAAUGACACGAAACUCGAUUGAAUGAUGAUUGACUGAUUGGCGCGGUGCAGCUUAGCUUACUUUAGCUUAGCUUGCUCUGUUACUUCCAUCUACCAAUUACUUGCUGCUACUGCACCGAUAACCAAAAUCCGUCUCAUGCAUUCUUUGUAUUGAUUAGAUAGACAGGUGGACAAAUAGAAAUAGGUAGAUGGAUACGGCAUUGUAACGGUAUCCCUUUCAUUGA